Linum trigynum is the source of this 837-nucleotide messenger RNA. The record is from the annotation of a GenBank genome assembly. NCBI's taxonomy places the organism in Eukaryota, Viridiplantae, Streptophyta, Magnoliopsida, Malpighiales, Linaceae.
AUGAACAAGGAGAACAUCACCGCCGCAUCCACUGUGGAGCGCCUUCAAAACGAUCUUGCGGCCGCCCGCAAGACGAAUGAGUCGCUAACAAGUGCUCGUGACAAGGCGCAUAAGGAGGUUGAAGCUUGGGCGGCCAAGUUGGCCACCGGCCUGGCGGCGGAGCAGGAGAAGGUGCGCACGAAAGUGGAGCCCCAGUGCCUGGAGCACUAUGUGGCGCAAGCUGUCGCUUCGCAAGCUGAGGCGGCGGAGGUCGAGCGACGGCUUCGCGAACGACUGACCGACCUGGCGUCGGAGCGCGAGAGGCUCCAAGAAGAGGUGGACACCAUCCGAGUCAAGGCGCGCCAGAUCUCAGAGGAGAACAAGAGGGUGAAAAGGUCCAAGGAGCAGUACAAGAAAGAGCUAAAGGAGUUUCGUGCCGAGGAGAAGCGCCUCACCCGGGAUCUGGCCGAGUACCACAAGUUCGAGGUGGGAAAGAACCUCCAAGCUGACGCCGUUAUUGACACGGUCAAGAUCUUACAACACAAGUUUAGUGAGGACCAACCCGAGGUGGAGUGGAACUCUUAUGCCCUGAUCGAGUAUAUCCUCAAGUUCAUGGACAUCAAGCGCAAAACCAGCGACUUGGCGUACAUCAUCGAACUGGACAUUCCACCUUCAGCGGAUGACGGGGCUUACGACGAGCAGGCGCUUGACGAGGAGGUGGACGAUGACGCGGAUGCUCGCGCGGAGGAUGAGGAAGAAGGGCAGGGCGGUGAAAGGCGCCAAGAGGAGCAGCAAGAGGAUCAUCAAGAGGAGCAGCAGGGGACGCCCGAGGGCUCUGUGCGAAGCGAAGAGGACUGA